This is a messenger RNA of Strigops habroptila (Kakapo), 783 nucleotides long. It is a transcript of the gene CDX4, whose product is annotated as caudal type homeobox 4. Gene Ontology annotation, cellular component: nucleus. The transcript is spliced from 3 exons. The record is from RefSeq and is a predicted model, not a curated record. NCBI's taxonomy places the organism in Eukaryota, Metazoa, Chordata, Aves, Psittaciformes, Psittacidae. The coding region runs from base 1 to 783 and encodes 260 amino acids. Gene Ontology annotation, biological process: animal organ morphogenesis; cell differentiation; anterior/posterior axis specification. Gene Ontology annotation, molecular function: DNA-binding transcription factor activity, RNA polymerase II-specific; RNA polymerase II transcription regulatory region sequence-specific DNA binding.
AUGUAUGUGAGCUCUCUCUUGGAUAAGGAGAACAGCAUGUAUCCAGGAUCUGCAAGGAGUAACAACAACCUGCCAGUGCAAAACUUUGUGUCUACUCCGUCCUAUCCAGAUUACAUGGGAUAUCAUCAUGUGCCAGCUCUGGACACCCACGGCCAGCCUGCGGGAACCUGGGGAUCCCACUAUGGCCCGCAGAGGGAGGACUGGAAUGCUUACGGCCCAGGACCUUCCAGCACGGUCGCUGCUGCUCAGAUCAAUGGCUCAUCUCCUGGACAGGUCUCCUACGCUUCUGCUGAUUACAGCUCCCUCCAUCCCGCUGGAUCUGGGGGGUUACCUCCUGUAGAUACAAUUAAUACACAGCAAAUCUCUCCCAACAGCCAAAGGCACAGCUCUUAUGAAUGGAUGAGGAAAACGAUGCAAGCUAAUACUACUGGUAAAACAAGAACAAAAGAAAAGUACCGAGUUGUUUAUACAGAUCAUCAGAGACUAGAAUUAGAGAAGGAAUUUCACUGCAACAGAUAUAUUACCAUCAGGAGAAAGUCAGAACUGGCAGCAAACCUGGGACUAUCUGAAAGACAGGUGAAAAUCUGGUUCCAGAACCGCCGAGCGAAAGAAAGAAAACUGAUCAAGAAGAAAAUCUCUCAGUUUGAUGGCAGCGGGGGCUCAGCUCAGAGUGACUCUGGGUCACUCAGUCCAAACGAAAUAUCCAGUUCUCUGUUCCCACCACCACACGGAAUAAAUGGAUUACAGCCUAAUGACAUUCAUCAGGUCAUAGUUUCAGAAUGA